This is a messenger RNA of Amphiprion ocellaris (clown anemonefish), 5916 nucleotides long. It is a transcript of the gene nampt2, whose product is annotated as nicotinamide phosphoribosyltransferase 2. Gene Ontology annotation, molecular function: nicotinamide phosphoribosyltransferase activity. The coding region runs from base 245 to 1726 and encodes 493 amino acids. Gene Ontology annotation, biological process: NAD+ biosynthetic process. NCBI's taxonomy places the organism in Eukaryota, Metazoa, Chordata, Actinopteri, Pomacentridae. The record is from RefSeq and is a predicted model, not a curated record. The transcript has 11 exons.
AACCCCCACCGGAGCCAGACCACCGAAUGACCGCCGCAGCACCAGAACCUGGGCUCGCAGCACCAAGUCACGGCUACAUUCUGAAGGUUUUCCACGGUGAAGACUCGUUUUCUCUGCCGUGCUCCGACGUGUCCUCGGCCAGCUUAACGUCGGCUUCUUCACCCGGCCCGUGGGUGCUGCCUGGUUAACCUCCGGGGAGGAGACUCAACUGACAUUUACGUUCAUUCAUCCAGCCACAACAACAAUGGCAGCGCAGGAUUUUAAUUUCUUACUUGCGACGGACUCUUACAAGAUCACACACUACAAACAGUAUCCUCCAAAUGUUAGCAAAAUCUACUCAUACUUUGAAUGCAGGCGCAAAAAAGAUUCCCAGUUUAGUGAAGUGGUCUUCUUUGGUCUUCAGUAUCUACUGAAGAAGUACCUUACAGGCCCAGUGAUCACAGAGGAGAAGAUUCAGGAAGCCAAGCUUUUCUACCAAAUGCACUUUAAACAGGCUGUGUUUGAUGAAGAAGGCUGGAGGAAGGUACUCGAGAAACAUGAUGGCCGCCUUCCUAUCCGGAUCAAAGCCGUCCCUGAGGGCAGAAUCAUACCGAGAGGCAAUGUGCUUUUCACUGUGGAAAACACUGAUCCCAACUUCUACUGGCUCACUAACUACAUUGAGACCAUGCUGGUCCAGAUGUGGUAUCCCAUCACAGUAGCCACCAUAUCCAGGGAGUUCAAGAAGAUCCUGGCCAAACACCUGAAGGCUACCUCAGGGAGUCUGGAAGGCCUGGACCUGAAACUGCAUGACUUUGGCUACAGAGGGGUGUCCUCACAGGAGUCUGCAGCAUUAGGUGGAGCAGCUCAUCUGGUUAAUUUCUGCAGUACAGACACAGUUGCUGGACUGCUGAUGGCUCAACGAUAUUAUGCCUGUCCAAUGGCUGGCUUCUCCAUUCCAGCAGCUGAGCACAGUACCAUCAUUUCAUGGGGAAGGAACAGGGAGAAGGAGGCUUUUGAGAGAGUCCUAGACCAAUUCUCCUCUGGGCCAGUGUCAGUGGUCAGUGACAGCUACGACAUCUUUAAUGCUUGUAAGCACAUCUGGGGAGACAAGCUAAAGGAGCAAGUCAUGGAGCGCAGCCAGGAUUCCUGUCUGGUGAUCCGUCCAGACUCUGGAGACCCAACAGAGACUCUUAUUGAGGUCAUCAAGAUUUUGGAGGAGUGUUUUGGCUGUUCUCUGAACUCUGUGGGAUACAAGGUGCUGCCUUCUUACUUGCGAAUCAUCCAAGGAGAUGGCAUUGACCUCACCUCAGUAGAUGAGAUUCUCCAGAAGCUGAGUGAUGAAGGCUGGAGUGCUGAGAACAUGUUCUUUGGUUGUGGUAGUGCUUUGCUUCAGAAACUCAACAGAGAUACACUCAGCUGUGCCUUCAAGUGCAGCUAUGUAGAGACCAAUGGCAAGGGGAUGGAUGUGUACAAGCAGCCGGUGACCGACCCAUCCAAGGGGUCAAAGAGGGGCAGAUUAUCACUGAGGAGAAACUCCGAUGGAUUCUUGGAGACAAUAGAGAGAGGAGCUGGCAAGCCAGAGGAGGACCUGCUGGUGACUGUGUUUGAGAACGGCAGCCUGGUGCAGGACUACUCCCUGGAGGAGAUCAGGAAAAAUGCUCGGCUGCAGGACGAGGAGCUCAACCCCAUCCUGCACAAUCAUGAACAGGAGCUGCUACACAAUCACAUCUUCAAUGGGAUUCACUAGAAGCACAAAGCUUAUCACUUCCAUAGGAGGCUGUGGUUGUGUUGGAAUGAAGGCUGCAGUGUUUUAGAAAGGAAUCCAUCACAGUAUGAAAUAAACAUGCUGGAGGGGAGUGAGAGGCUGUUUCUCCCCACCAAGCACAAACAUCACACCACCACCACAGCCAUAAUCCAAGCAGCCCAGUGAUAAUACUUCAGGUAGAUCAGUCUCUUUCACUCAGGCACAAAUGCUGAGACAGCACACUGGUGUUGCAGGACAGCUGCUGUCUUCUCCUGUGUCCUCACAGCUGCACUGUCCCAUCAUCCACCACCCCAACUGAAGCUCAGGAUCACAGAUGAUAUUUACGUAGAUUUUAUUCUUCUUCCCUGUCUGGGUUUGUAGACACUCUUUAUGAGUUUGGAAUUGUUUCCAACACUAGAACCAAAAUAAUUAAAGUAUAAGACGUGUCUUCCUUGAACAGACUCAUAGUUCAGAUCCAGAUCUAAAAAACACACUUCAGAUUUAAGAUUUAAAAAGGAAACACAAACCGUGCACAUGUACUGACAUCAUCACAACACUAAAGAGUGCUACAAAAUAAAUAAAGCACAUAAUGCUGCAUGGCCAUAUUCUGAACAAAAGAACAAAAAGCAGUCAUCCCGGUUCUGGCCAGCAAGGUAGCAGGCGUUUGAUAUUUAAUAAACAAAUAGUCAUAGGAAUACGUCGUGUAAAAUCUAGAAAUGAACCAACAACUUGUGAAAUAACUGGAAGCAAUGAUUGAAACUCAUUUCAUUAAUAUGAAGUACGUCCCUCCAUCAUUCAUUUCAGAAUGCUUGAUGAAGUGCAGGGUAAUAGAGGAGUUUGUUUUUAACUCGUUAUGCAUGUUUUUACUUCAUCAGGGCACUUUCUAUGACGGUGAUGCUGUCAGUAGUCACCCACCUGCUACCUCAGCAGCUGCUACCACACUUAGCCACUUUGCUCUUGUCUAAAGUCUUUCCCAAAUUGUUGUUUCAUUUCUGUGUUUUGCACAAUUUCCUCUUGUGACUAUUCAUUCAUUCAUUCAUUCAGUAAGUACAUCCCUGUGCAAUAUCACUUAAAUGUCCUUGUCAGCAUGGAGGAUACCACAAGUAUCUGGUCAGCUGUUCUGUCAUUCUUCAGAGAUUUAUCUUCAGCUGCUAUUUGCCGGAGGGGUUGGGUUGCUCUACUGUUCCCUCUGAAAUGGUCAAAAGUGCUCCAUUUCAUUAAAGUCUGACACCAUACUUGUCAUAGUUUUCACUUUUUUUUCUUUAUUAGAAGCUGCUGCCACUGUGCUUUGGAAUUUGUCAUUCUGGAAUAUUACUCUACUGCCAAGCUUCUGCCAACUGGGAGUCAUCUUGUCAGCCUUUUUUAUUUUUAUUUUUUAGUUCAUUCAUGGUACCUGUAUAUGUCAUAUAUUAUCACUGGAACUAUACAUUCAUUGUGGAACUCCUGGCCGGGUUCUCGUCUAACAGCUGGACCCGUUUUUAGCCAAACAAAUCUUGGUCUCGUCUGACUAUCAUCUGAUCGUCUGCUCCCUGUAUUAAUCUGACUUCUCUUCAUAUUUUUAGCCAAGUUUCACCUUGCAGUUUUGUCCCAAAGUGUAAACAAAGGUUUCCUUGGAAGUUAUCAAUAGCAUUUGAUGUUAUUUACCGUCCUUUUCCUGUCAGAGCAGUUACAGAAACUCCCAGUAUCCAUUAAGUACUCCUGUGCCAAAUGUGAAGCAUCUGUUCAUCUGUUUUUCAGAGCUACAUUGUGAAAAUAGUACACUGUCCGUCUCUGUGGCUCUUCUUAGUCGUACUACAGUUUGUUUUACACCACCUAAUUAUUACUGCGACUGUGUUUUGACUGAUUUUUACUUUAGUUCUCUGUUACUCUUUUCCAUUGUUUUGAAGUCUCCAAAUCUGAUUUUUACAUUAUCCUUCUGCACUUCUUUUCCACCUGGAGCCAUGAUGCAGGUGGCAGAUAGAAGCUCUGAUGUUCACAGCUCAUUUUCUAACAUACAUGGUCUGUGGUCAUACAGUUCAGCUGAUUGGAAAUCACAGGUGUUUGUCAUUUGGUUUCAGUGAUCACAGGUUUUCUUGUGUGUAUUCAUUUUCUUGAAUUUCUACUUGGGGAGUCUGCAUUUUCAGUAUAUUCUUUUUAAAGAAUUUGUUUUCAGUUGUUCAGAAGAGAAGAUCAGUAGUGACGUUGCACAGUUGUGUGCUCACUUCUGAUGUAUACUACAGCCACUUGUUCAUUUCUUUGAUUGUAAACACUUGAACACUCCUUUUCAGGACUUCUGAUCAAUUCUGCUGUAUCUCAGGUGUGAGUUUGAUUUCACUGUUUUGCAUUUUUAUGUUGCAUUUCCAUUUCAACACAUAAACUGCAACAUUUCAUAAUUUAUUCUCUUUUGGUAAGAUAUAUCAGGGUACCAGUAUUGAUUAGGGAUUGUGAUAACCAUAACUAAUGGGCUGACUUGACAAAUUUGCUAACCUGAUAUGCUCAAGUGAAUGGCCUCAGCUGUGACCCAUAGAGACAUAAAGGUAUCUGCAGGUAGUUACUGACACCACAUGAUGUGUUGUAGCUGCUACUUUGCUUUUAAUGGCCUUUUGACACACAACGUAUGCCUCUGUCAAAUGUGCUGUAAGACUUCUGUAAAACUCUUUAUUAUCUUUUAUGUGAUGAUGACAGAAUUGUGAUAUGGAGAUGUGAUGGCUUUCAGUUCUCACAUCUAAAUAAAUCAAGUAGAACUUAACUACAGCCUGUCAUGGAUCACUAAAGUUUGCAUUUUAUUACAUUUUAGGAUUUUAUUCCUGUAAAUCACGUAACAAAUAUUUGAAUGAAUUUGGUGAAUCAUAGUUUCAUCAUGUGAUUGGUCAUAUUUUAGUGGUUAAAAGGCAAUUUGCCUCUGAUGCUUCAGACCAAAAGAGCAGAAUCUCUCAACUCAAACAGAGUUUCAUUUGAACAGUGCUUGAUUUUUACUGUUGUGUUCUAUUUUUUCAUUUUUGUUUCAUGUUCUUUGUGUCCUUUGCAGUCUGGCAGUAUUGAUUUUUGACAAAUGACUCAUUUUGUUGGGGCAGAUAAACCCUGGAAGAUAGACUGGUGGUUAAACUGCCUUCACUUACAGUAAUGGAGGCUUGUUAUUGUACGUUGCAUAUGCAUUGGAAAUGGCUUCAUGAAAUGGCAUUAUGUAGUAAAAUACACUGAAUGAUGUCAUGUGCUAUUAGCAAUUAUUAAGUAAUGUAUAAUCUGUCUGAUCUUUUAGUACGGUAAUGUAGACCUACAGAAUGUUGGUAAAAUCUGUUCAAAGUUUGAUUUGACUUCUGAACAGUCUGAUGUCCACCAUGCCACCAAUUAUUUCAUGAUGAACUUUCAUCUCAACUCUUUUUGUGCCACCUCCACCUAUCUUGUUUAAUCUAUUUAGAAUUAUCUUCUUUGCCACAAUGCUUUUCAGCAACUUCUGCAAAAUGGGCAUUAUUACUUUGGCAUUAGUAGCUUUUCAGACCCUUAUAAAUUCCAAAUGUAAAGUGUGUUUAGAGGAUUCAGCCUGCUUUGGAGCCUGUAAAUCUAUCAUCAGCUGUCUUAACCAACAUAAUAUCAGGGGGCAGGUAGCAGUAGAGAAAAUGUUAACUAAUGGCUUUGUGUAUCACAUGAGCCACUAAGAAGUAUGGGAAAUGUUUGAGUAAAGGCAAAUGCAGCUGAUUGGCUGCUUAACUUCAGUCAGUUAGACAGAUGUGACACAUGGAAGCUCCAGAUAGCCAUGCUUGUGGUUUGAAACUCUUGUGUCCAGGAUGGAGUUUACCUUCUGAGAAUAGACUUGAUCCUUUGCAGUGCUCAUAUACAUUAACUACAUAUGAACUGGUUCACUUGAAGUGUUGUUUUUUUCAGUCCAUUUUCGUGCCUUUUUAUUUUCUGUUAACAUGGUUGUCUUUUCUUAUACUGAGGAACAUAUUCUGCAGUAAUUAGUUGAGUUUCAGACUGCAGGUCAGAGCUGUUUGUUGGCUGCUUUAUACACAUUAGUGAUGAAGUAGUGAUACAGGAACACACAACUGCCUCCUCUGUACCAGUGCCAGCACUAAUAAUGUAUGUAAUUAUGUUGUAAAUGUACUUUAGGAAAUGGUUUGCGUUUAACUGAUAUGUAUCUUUGUAAUCCUCUGUCUCUCAUUUUAUUUGUGUUUUAAAAGCUGACUUUUUAUAGGAUUAAAAAAAAUCAUAAACUU